AUGUCCAUCGCUCCCCAAGAAUUUCAGUCCCAGUCCUACUACUAUCUUCCCUACCGUUCUUCUGUCUCUUCCCAACGACAACCACAACAUCAAGAGAUCUCCUACUUCAACUUUACCAACCUCAACCAUUCACCAACUCUCGACUCUGCAACUACUGCCGCAAUGGCCGCUGCCGCCGCCGCCAAUGCACGAUCUCAACAAGAUGCGAGUGUCGCACAGGCUCUCGAGAUCGCUCGUGAAAGUCCUGAUGGUUCAUCGGAUCCUACCAUUAGCAAAAUUCUAGAAGCUGCCCUGGCACGAAUCUGGAGCAAAGUCACAGAAAAUCCUGACUCAUAUGUCAUGACAAAAGAGGAGUUUGCCGUCUUCAACUUCUUCCAGCACCGGUUCACCGGCAACAAAAUGGCCAUUAGCGCUCGCAAGCGAUACUGGGACAACACCCACGCUUGA
Molecule: messenger RNA, 447 nt
Organism: Fusarium coffeatum
Lineage: Eukaryota; Fungi; Ascomycota; Sordariomycetes; Hypocreales; Nectriaceae
Exons: 1
Coding region: 1-447 (148 amino acids)
Source: RefSeq, a predicted model, not a curated record